This is a messenger RNA of Gossypium raimondii (Peruvian cotton), 1294 nucleotides long. RefSeq names its product UDP-rhamnose/UDP-galactose transporter 2. NCBI's taxonomy places the organism in Eukaryota, Viridiplantae, Streptophyta, Magnoliopsida, Malvales, Malvaceae. Gene Ontology annotation, molecular function: antiporter activity; UDP-galactose transmembrane transporter activity. Gene Ontology annotation, cellular component: Golgi apparatus. The coding region runs from base 123 to 1166 and encodes 347 amino acids. The transcript is spliced from 5 exons. The record is from RefSeq and is a predicted model, not a curated record.
UUAUUUACAUAUCAGUUUGGGAUCAGUGUUGUGCCGGAGGGGUGAGAGAGUGCUCGGUGGAAUUUUGAGAUCUGUUCUUGGAAUCCAUCCGAGCGCCAAGCUUCAGUUUUUGAACUCAGAAAAUGGAUUCACUGAAGAAACAAUCAUCAGCCGUAUCCGAUGUGGGAGCUUGGGCUAUGAACGUUGUCAGUUCCGUUGGCCUUAUUAUGGCCAACAAGCAGCUCAUGUCCCCUGCCGGUUAUGCCUUCGUCUUUGCGACUACAUUAACUGGAUUCCACUUUUCUAUGACUGCCUUAAUCGGUUUGGUAUCAAAUGCUACGGGUAACUCAACAAGAAAAAAAGUUCCUUUAUGGGAGCUUCUUUGGUUCUCUGUCGUUGCCAAUACUUCAAUCACCGGGAUGAACUUGAGCCUCAUGCUGAAUUCAGUUGGAUUUUAUCAGAUUUCAAAGCUAAGUAUGAUUCCAGUUGUUUGUGUGAUGGAAUGGAUACUACACAGCAAACACUAUUCGGACAAAGUCAAGAUUUCUGUCCUUGUCGUGGUGGUUGGUGUUGGUGUUUGUACAGUCACUGAUGUAAAAGUUAAUGCUCAAGGAUUUAUUUGUGCCUGUGUCGCUGUCCUGUCUACCUCGUUACAGCAAAUUUCAAUUGGCUCCCUACAAAAGAAGUAUUCGAUAGGCUCAUUUGAAUUGCUCAGUCAAACAGCUCCAAUCCAAGCUCUGUCUCUUUUGUUGUUUGGUCCCUUUGUUGAUUACUACCUCACUGGCAAAUUACUAGCAAGUUACAAGUUCUCCUCAGCUGCAUUUUUUUUCAUACUACUAUCGUGCUCGUUAGCGGUAUUUUGCAAUAUAAGUCAGUAUCUUUGCAUCGGACGAUUCUCCGCCACAUCUUUCCAAGUCCUAGGCCACAUGAAAACGGUUUGUGUAUUGAUAUUGGGAUGGCUACUCUUUGAUUCGGAGCUGACACUGAAAAAUAUACUCGGGAUGGCGAUUGCCAUCCUCGGCAUGGUAGUCUACAGUUGGGCUGUUGAAGCUGAUAAACAAACGGAAUCCAAGGUUUCACCACUCCCCAAGGAAGCUUCUGAAGAAAAUGUUGAAUUGUUAAAACAACAGCAGCAAUCGGACGGUUCUCCGCUCAAGGACGUUGAGCUCGGCAAAUCUCAGCCUUAGAUUUGUAUGUUCUUCAUUUUUUUUUUGUUUCUUUUUCAAAAAUUGAUUUGUUUAAUGUUUUAAGCACUUGGAAUUGGCUGUACAAAUUUUAAAAGUUUACUAAUUUUUUUCCUACGUUUUCUUUUUAA